This is a messenger RNA of Sparassis crispa, 2484 nucleotides long. RefSeq lists its product as hypothetical. Gene Ontology annotation, molecular function: chromatin binding. Lineage: Eukaryota; Fungi; Basidiomycota; Agaricomycetes; Polyporales; Sparassidaceae. The coding region runs from base 1 to 2484 and encodes 827 amino acids. The transcript has 7 exons. The record is from RefSeq and is a predicted model, not a curated record. Gene Ontology annotation, cellular component: nuclear inner membrane.
AUGUCGCGCUUGACUGCCGCCCAAAUCGUUGCCCGCGGGGACUACCUGGAACCCGAUUUCGAUCCAUCUACUCUCACUGUACCGCAGCUUCUCGGUGUAUUUGGUUUCCACAACGUAGUCUACCCCUCUCCGUACACCAAGCCCAAACUUGUCCAACUGUUCAACGAGGAGAUCAAGGCGAAAUCGAAGAAAUUGAAAAAGGACAGGUUAAAGCGCGAGAACAGUCAAGCCAGCGAUGACGGAAUCAAAGAUGGAAUCACAGGGAGGCCGCUAAAUGAAGGGAAGGUGCCUUUGCGACGAUCUUCGAGGCGACCGUCUCGUGCUCCAUCCGAAGAACAGCCACAGGAGCCCGAACCAGCUCCUCCCAAGCGUCGCAGAUCAACAGCUGAACCGACAAUCGGAGGGCCGUCUAAGCGUAGGACAACAAAGCCUGUGCAACCAACCGUAAACGAGGAGAGUGAACCCGAAGAAGAAGUUAUGGUACGCAAAGUUGGCCGAAACAAGAAGAGCACCACAGAUGCGGGUAGCCGUGCGCGGCGUGUCUCGCAAGCCUUCCCGGAAGACUCUGGCUGGGAGGAUCACAACAUUUUCCAGUCCGGUGCCGAGUCAUCCUCGCCAGCGCGUCCUUCACCGGUUCGACCGCGUACAAGGCGAACCAGUGUUGCUCCUCAUCCCCUUAAAUCGCGUAAGUCGAUGUCUGCUCCGCCUCAGUACCUCUCGUCUCCGCCUUCCUCCCCGUCCAAGGAUAAGGGGAAGGGGAGAGCACCAGGCGUGAAACCUCCGGAGAGUAGUUUCGAGCCGCAGCUACCUCCUGGGCUGCAGCGGGAGACACGAGCAUCAAUGGAGCGGGGACAGAAGAGCAAACUUGUGCCCGAAGCUUCAGCGAGCCGAAGAGUCAUGUCACCGACCGACCAUCUGAAGCAACAAGAAGAGACCGAAGAGGAUGAACAAAUUCAAGCGCUUCAGGAAGCCAUAGCGGAAAAUACUGAAGCUGAAGCUAUCAUGGAGUCCGAAGGUGAGGCGGAGGAGGAUCAAGUGACAGCUGUCUCCCGUUGUAUCUCGCAAGGCGGUGAUACGACUCGGCGAGCAUCCCGUUCAGGAUCUGCGUCUGCGCCGAUCUUCCUUCGCAUCGUCUUGGCUCUGUUUGCGCUAUUGGGCUCCGGCGCAGUCUUGCAGUAUAAGCAGCAGUCGGCGCAGAUUGGGUUCUGUGAUACUGGCAAGGCCACCAAUGCUCACCUUGAAAGCCUCAGAGCACAUUGGGCUGCGGUGGAGAGUUGCAACAACGAGAAUCGGACGACACUCUACGUGACGCCUGAGGCGAACGACACCGCGUCCGUUCGCUCUCCCAUUCCCACGCAUUCUCCAGAGCGUGGGGUGCAUCACGACUCUGCAGCAGAAUCAUCCGUGGUUUUGGCGGAAGCUUGUCCGCCUCUCCCGCUUUCGCCUCUGCCGUAUCCAGAUACCUGCACGCCCUGUCCGCUGCAUGCUACAUGCACGCCUUCCACUAUGACCUGUGACACAGGCUACAUUGUCCGGCCACAUCCCCUCCUCUAUUUUCUCCCUGUACCGGGAACAUCGGCCUCACUAUCAAAGUCUCCGACAACCUUUACGCGUCCCGGACACUCGCUCUCACCAAGUACCGAUGUCCCUCACCUCGUGUAUUCGGCUCUAUCACUCGUGCUGGACGGAAUGCCUGGCAUGGGACCUAUAGCAUUGUCACCGCAUUGCGAGGAAGACCCCCGCCGCAAGCGCCAUAUCGGCGUCCUUGGGAAGGCGGUAGAGGCCAUGCUUGCCGCUGAACGAGGGAGGAGACUCUGUGAGGGCACCGGCGUGGGCUUACCCGAAGGUGAUGAAGCAACAGAAGCGAAACGCUGGGGCGUGCAACUCGAGAAGCUGAAGGAAGACUUGAGAAGGAAGACUGCUCCAAAUUUGCUAGGCACAUUGGAUGAUACGUUCAAUGAGGCUAUUCAACAACUCAUACAAUGGGGCGGGGUCUUCAUGGGCGAAGAUGCUGAGGGCCGUCGAUACCUUGCCCAUCGGACCCCGGUCAUGAGCUGGGAUUGUGCGCUUAGAGUGCAGGCCAGAGAAUCGUGGGCGGAAUGGAACAAGUCGAUCAUCACGGGUGCACUUCUGAUUGUCAGCGUCUUCGCGUUCAGGCGGCGGCAGGCCCAGAAACACAUAGAGGAUGAACGUGUCGCUUCAUUGGUGCAAAUCGCACUGGAUCUUUUGCGAAACCAAGAAAUGGCGCAUCAUACCGACCCUGUGACCGCGCCGCAACCCUACCUGUCGUCACUCCAGUUACGCGAUCUCAUUUUACAGGACGAACAUUCGGUGAGAGCGCGCAGACGCUUGUGGGAACGCGUCGAGCGUGUCGUCGAGGGCAAUGCGAACGUGCGGACCAACCUGGAGGAGGUCGCAGGGGGGGACGAAUUGCGCGUGUGGAGGUGGGUUGGCAGUGCAGGCAAGACGCUUAGCCCCGCAUGA